UCUCUGUCUUCCCGACCCGCCCCCUCUCCUACGUGUCUGUCUUCCCGACCCUCCUCCUCUCCUAUGUCUCUGUCUUCCCGACCCUCUUCCUCUCCUACGUGUCUGUCUUCCCGACCCUCCUCCUCUCCUAUGUCUCUGUCUUCCCGACCCUCUUCCUCUCCUACGUCUCUGUCU
Messenger RNA from Monopterus albus (swamp eel), 174 nucleotides. Its product is annotated as mucin-2-like. The record is from RefSeq and is a predicted model, not a curated record. The transcript is spliced from 2 exons. The annotation marks the transcript as partial. NCBI's taxonomy places the organism in Eukaryota, Metazoa, Chordata, Actinopteri, Synbranchiformes, Synbranchidae.